ACCGCUGUAAUCAAAAAUCAAAACCCUCACCCCAAAAGCUUCUUCUCUUUGCCCCUGUUGUCCCAGUGUGUGCCUUUCAGGUUUGACAAGAGGGGUUUGUGAGUAGCAAUGGCCAUGGCGAAGUUUGUUGCUGCCUUGCUCUUGGCCCUCAUUGCCAUUUCUAUGCUUCAAACCAUGGUUGUGGCAUCUCAUGGGCAUGGAGGUCAUCACCAUGACAAUGGCAAUUAUGGACCAGGGAGUCUCAAGAGCAACCAAUGCCCAUCACAAUGCUCGAGGAGGUGCAGCAAGACCCAAUACCACAAGCCAUGCAUGUUCUUCUGUCAGAAGUGCUGCAAUAAGUGCCUGUGCGUGCCUCCCGGGUACUAUGGGAACAAAGCCGUGUGCCCUUGCUACAACAACUGGAAGACCAAGGAAGGAGGCCCCAAGUGCCCUUGAACUCUCCUAUUACCACCUCACUACUACUAACUAUAUAUCUCUGCUUCCUUUUGAUAUGGACUUUGUUUUGUUGGGUUGAAGAUUUAAACUACUUUGCCAAAAUCAGUCACUCCUUAGGGGUUUUACCUACAUGUGAGCGGCUUUUCUAUAUGUUAUCGAUCUGUGAAAUCUCUGGUUUCACUAAUAUAUUUGCACUUCUUUUUGUUCGUGGA
Messenger RNA from Alnus glutinosa, 647 nucleotides. Its product is annotated as gibberellin-regulated protein 4-like. The record is from RefSeq and is a predicted model, not a curated record. The transcript has 4 exons. The coding region runs from base 109 to 435 and encodes 108 amino acids. NCBI's taxonomy places the organism in Eukaryota, Viridiplantae, Streptophyta, Magnoliopsida, Fagales, Betulaceae.